Molecule: messenger RNA, 224 nt
Organism: Striga hermonthica
Lineage: Eukaryota; Viridiplantae; Streptophyta; Magnoliopsida; Lamiales; Orobanchaceae
Source: the annotation of a GenBank genome assembly
GGCUUUCCUUCAAAAAAUGUGGCAUGAUGGGGUGGUCCCAGAUAUAGUCAACCAAACUUUGAUUACCCUUAUUCCUAAAGUUGCGAACCCAAGCACGAUUAAACAGUUUCGCCUUUUUAGCCUGCUCAAUGUCAUCUAUAAGUUAUUUACCAAAAUUUUGGUGAAUCGAAUGAAGGGUACUCUGCCGGAUUUGAUCCAUCCAGCACAUGUGAGUUUUCUCCCAG